CAAGAUUUCAGAUUUAAAUUUAUGGACACUAUGAACAAUGUAUCAAUUCAAGGAGAUCAACGUUAUAUCGACUAUAAAUUUGAUUUUCUAACCUUUCCAGUACUUGUUGCAUGUAUUCCAUUAACUUAUCUAGUACCAACUGUGUUUAUUAUUUUAAAAGUUUUUAAAUGUUACUUUAGAAAUUUGGUUGGAAAACAGGAAGCAACAAUGAAUCCACAUGUGUUUUUUGUAAUUGUUACGGCUCAGCUUACGAGUAUAUUCUUUAUGCUGUCAGAUUAUAUCACUAUCCGUCUUCCCUUUACCGGAAUUUUGACAUCUUGGUGUGCAUCUCAACAACCUAAUCAUCUCCUCAAAGUUUUAUUUUUCUAUACUUUUUACUUCACCUAUGUUUCAUGGCAGUUUCCAUUUCUAUUAUCAAUAUUGCGUUUGAUUCCAUUAUAUUACCCGCAGAAACAUAAUGAAGUUUGCGCCAAAACAAUUAAAUUUGCAAUUCCAUUCAUCUACCUCUACCCGUUUAUAUUUGGAUUCUCCCUGAUACCGGCAGUCGGGACAUGUCGACAACUUUUGGGUCCUUAUCAAUUUGGUGCUAUUUUUAUUUGGUACACAGGGAAUUGGUUUGAUAUAAAAUUAAUGAAUGGUUCAAUUUUCAAUUUGAUCCUCUGGCUUCUCCUAUGCAUUAUUUCAAAUUUAGCCCUUUAUUUUAAACUGAAAAAACUGAAAAAUCAUCGAAAAAGUGUGAUUCUCCAAAGAGCGGAGUUAUCUCUCUCGCUUACUGCACUUUCCAUGCUUUUGUCAUUUGUUACAACCCUGAUUUGUGCAUUAAUAUUUAUAAUAUUUCCAACAAUGGCAGUUUAUUUUAUUGCACUUCGGCCAUUUGGAAAUGACUGUGAAAUUUGUUUCGGCCCUUGGAUCUUCUACUUGACACAUCCUGCAUUUAAAAAGAAGAAAAUUUUAUUUUGGAAAGAUGCAUCAAAAAUUGGAACUAUUCAUACAACGUUUUGA
Molecule: messenger RNA, 1002 nt
Organism: Caenorhabditis elegans
Lineage: Eukaryota; Metazoa; Nematoda; Chromadorea; Rhabditida; Rhabditidae
Gene: sru-12
Product: Serpentine Receptor, class U
Exons: 5
Coding region: 22-1002 (326 amino acids)
Source: RefSeq, marked reviewed